This is a messenger RNA of Lagopus leucura (white-tailed ptarmigan), 2708 nucleotides long. RefSeq names its product ATP-dependent RNA helicase DDX25-like. The transcript has 13 exons. The record is from RefSeq and is a predicted model, not a curated record. Gene Ontology annotation, cellular component: cytoplasmic stress granule; nucleus. Bases 799 to 2136 code for a protein of 445 amino acids. NCBI's taxonomy places the organism in Eukaryota, Metazoa, Chordata, Aves, Galliformes, Phasianidae. Gene Ontology annotation, biological process: poly(A)+ mRNA export from nucleus. Gene Ontology annotation, molecular function: RNA helicase activity; RNA binding; ATP binding.
UGGCAGCCUUGCUCAACCCUCCUCUCCAAAAUCAACACAACAGGAAAACCAACAGUUACUUCCAUCACUGACCGCGCUACACAGCCAGUCAGAGCACAGAACCACCCGGCCGCCCAACUACCGACGCACGACGGCAAAGCCAUUUCCCCCCGCCUCUCCCUCUCUUCCUACCGGCAUUUCACAACGCCGCCGCAGAGACAGCAACAGCAGCCGUACGGCAGCCAAACGACUCCGGGAGCUUAACGGUACGCGUUCCCUAUUCCGGCUCCUUGAAAAAGGGAAGACCGGAAGUUCGGGGACCGCGCCCACGGAAUUGGAGGAAGCCGAACUCCGCCACGCCGCCGGACUCCUUCGAAAGCCGCCGAGGGCUCACCGGCUUUAAGAGGCGCGCAGCAGUAGCAAGCCGCGUUUCGAGGAGGCGACUCCGUGCCCGCCCGCCUGCGCUUCCGGCGGCCCCUCGUCCAUAACUUAAACUUGAGCCUGGAAAGAGAUGAUGAGAAAGAUGUCUUGAUGUGUUUAGUUGACAACAAUGAGCACAAACAUGAGAUCCAUGCCUGCUGGAUUGAUCUGGAAGCACAGACCUGGAUGAUGGGAAGAUUUCCAAAGGCAUUUUUCCAGCAUUUUGGGGGACUUCUGGCCUCAGAGCGUAUGCACUGCGGUGCUGAGAGGCUGCCCUCCUACAACGAUGACAGCAGCGGCUCCACCCCCAGUAACCUGGGUGGGGACAGAGAAGGGUACUGAGGCCCCAUCCCUGCCCAAACGCCAUCCCUGCCCACGAGCCCCUCCGCACCGGCGAAGAUGAGGAGAGCGAGGAAGAGGAGAGAGUUUUCUGCUACGCACGUUUGUCCCCACUUUGCAGAGGACCUGGCUGAGAGUUCACUGCUUAACAAGCUGCUCCACACCUCGCUGGUAGAGAACAGCCACCACGUGGAGGUGCUGCAGCAGGACCCCUCCUCCCCGCUCUUCUCCAUCAGAACCUUCGAGGAGCUGCACCUGAAAAAGGAGCUUCUGCAGGGCGUGUACACCAUGGGCUUCAACAGGCCAUCGAAGAUCCAGGCGAAUGCUCUGCCCAUCCUGAUGGCGCAUCCACCCCAAAAUCUGAUUGCGCAGAGCCAGUCUGGGACGGGCAAAACAGCAGCGUUUGUCCUGGCCAUGCUGAGCAGAGUGAGAGGCACUGAGAGGUACCCGCAGUGCCUUUGUCUGGCUCCCACUUAUGAGCUGGCCCUGCAGAUUGGCCAUGUGGCAGAGAAGAUGGGGCGGUUCUGCAAUGACAUCAGGGUCACCUAUGCUGUGCAGGGCAACAGAGUGUCCCCAGGCACCGUGCUGGAGGAGCAGAUUGUCAUUGGCACGCCAGGCACCAUGCUGGACUGGUGCUUCAAGCGGAGACUGCUCAACAUGCGGAGGAUCUGCAUGUUUGUGCUGGAUGAGGCUGACAUCAUGAUUGACACGCAGGGAUUCUCCUCCCAGAGCAUCCGCAUCCAGAGGGCUCUCCCCAAGAACUGCCAGAUGCUGCUUUUCUCCGCCACCUUCAAGGAAAAUCUCUGGAAAUUUGCCCUGCAAAUUGUCUCCAGGCCCAUCAUCAUCAAGCUGCGACAGGAGGAGCUCACUCUGACCAACAUUAGGCAGUACUAUUUUGUCUGCAAGAACUGGGAGCAGAAGUAUGAGGCCCUCUGCAACCUCUAUGGCAGCAUCACCAUUGGCCAGGCCAUGAUCUUCUGCCAGACCCGCCGGAGUGCAGACUGGCUCUCGGUGAAGAUGAUUCAGGAUGGGCACCAAGUGGCCAUGCUGACAGCAGAGCUGUCCAUCGUGCAGAGAGCUGAUGUCAUCCAGAGGUUUCGUGAUGGCAAGGAGAAGGUUCUCAUCACCACCAAUGUCUGUGCGAGAGGGAUUGAUGUGGCCCAAGUCACGAUUGUGGUGAACUUCAGCCUUCCCAUCAACCGUCAGAAGCAGCCAGAUUUUGAGACCUACUUGCACCGCAUCGGGCGCACAGGGCGCUUCGGGAAGAGGGGCAUUGCCUUCAAUAUGGUGGACAGCCACAGCACGCACCUCGUGCGCUGCAUCGAGGAGCAUUUCCAGACUAAGAUCAAGAGGCUGGACCCAGAUUGCAUGGACAAGCUCGAGGAGCUGGAAAACUGAGCAAAAAACAUGGUUUAGCUUCAAAGAACUCACGUUUUGGUUUAAAGUAUAUGGGAAAUCCAGGAGAAAAUCUCCCAGUUUUCUGAGUUCCUGGAGGUGCUUGGUUUGUUGAGACAUUUUAGAAGGAGAGUAUGGGGAAAAACCCUCAGCCUAAAAAAAUUAUUCUGAUUGGUUUCUUUGGUGUUUUGGGGGAAGGAAUCUUGGUGUUUUGUGGAAAUGCUCCUUGAUUUUCGGGCAGUGUUUGCCUGUUUUGGGCACUGUUGCUCUGUUUGGGAUACUGCUGCCCUGUUCUGGGCUCUGUUCCUUGUUUUGAGGUGGUGGUUUGUGGUUCCGGGGCACUGUUUGUUGGCUGAGGGUACGAUUCCUUGUUUUGUUGGUUGUUGUUGUUGUUUUUUUUCUCUGAAGGAAAUAAGUUUAAAGCAGACAAGUCCCAGUUCAGCCAUCUUGGUGUCUAAGAUCUGUGCAGAAACUAGUCCUGAAGAGUGGAAGCACUGUUCUGGAAUGUGUUAAUUUCAAGGAGUGUGGAAACUCUGGGGAACCAAAAAACAGUUUAUUAAAGAUUAUAAACACGA